Molecule: messenger RNA, 3912 nt
Organism: Anopheles nili
Lineage: Eukaryota; Metazoa; Arthropoda; Insecta; Diptera; Culicidae
Product: zinc finger protein ZFAT
Exons: 7
Coding region: 1-3912 (1303 amino acids)
Molecular function (GO): zinc ion binding; nucleic acid binding
Source: RefSeq, a predicted model, not a curated record
AUGCUGCACGAAGAGGACACCGAGCUGGAUGACACUCAUCUCUGCAUUAAGUGUGGCGGCACCGUGGUGGGAAUUGAGAAUUACAUCAAGCACCGCAAGGCGAACUGCGCCCAACCCAACGCAGCGAGGUCCUCGGGCGAAGGAUCCGGUGAUGGUGCUGUAACGGAGCCGAUUGGCAACACCGAUCAGCGAAACGCGGAUGGUACGACGACGGAGCCUGCACCGGAACCACCGGCGCCCUACGGGACGUUCGACUUUACCGAAACAAUCAAGGAGCAACCGGAACACCACAAGAAGGUCCCGAGCUAUGGCUAUCAUAACUACGAGCUGGAGUCGCACCAUCAUCAUCAUCAUCAUCAUCAUCACCGGGCGGACAAGAGUGAGGUGAAUUACGAGUACGAGCUCGGGGCGGAUCUGUUCUUUUCGUCGCUUGAGCUACAGAGCAGCAGCAAACCAAGGACUUCGGCGUCAGCGACGACGCCAACGGCAUCCGUACCUCCACCAUCGCUGCCACCGGUAACAUCCGGGACUCCCCAAUCGGGACCCGGAACCAGUGGUACUGCGGCAAAACCCAAACCAAAGACUCGCAAAGGAUCUGCACCCGAACAGGAGCAUCCGGAUCAUCCGCUACCGGACGAUUGGCUAGCGGCACCGAACGAGUCCGAUAAGCUGCUGAAGGCCGUCAGCGACAUCAGUGGGCACAAAAAAGUGGACUUGUAUCCGAUAUUCCAUCAGGAAUCACCCGAUCCGUCUGAAGAGGACAGUGAUGAAGAGGAGGACUACGAUGCGCCACCUCGGACGCACACCGGUGGCAAGUGGAAACCGGAAAAUCGUCCAUCCGCGGCACAGUGGCGCCACUGGCGGCCAGAACCGCUCGAAAAACCCGACCCGGAACCGGCAGAAGAUGAGGAAUGCUUCAAGAGUUUCUCACCACCACCGGGUCAUACGCGCGGUAAAUGGGUCCCUGGAUCGAAGAUCACACGGCUCGAGUAUAAACCGACCCACGAACCAACGAGGACCUUCGCGGACAACUACUGGUGUAGCAUCUGUAACCGACGGUUAGCGUCGCGAGUUGUCUAUGAGCGACAUUUGCGUUCCAACUUGCACCUCAAAAGGGCCCAAGAAGAAUCCGAGCUGGAACGAGCCAUUCGACCGUUGUACGCCAACGAACUGUCGAAACAGUUGACGCGUCCAAGACCUCCAGCUACGACGGUGGAUGACCCACCAGGACGUGUGAAACGACACCGGAAGUGCUACUACACGCGUUGUGUCGUCUGUCAGACACGACUUCCGACACACCUGCUCGGGAAACAUCUGAUCUCACGAUAUCACUACCGACGGAUGUUGAACCACCCCGAGCGGACAUUCGACAUCGUGCUGCGGAACAUGCACCGGAUCGUGCUGCAAUCCCCAUUUCAGUGUGGUCCUUGUCGAUUCUACGCCAACACGGAGGCACAUUUUAUGACACACUGGCGAUCACCGGAACACGUGGCCCGAGCUGCCACCGGAUCCGGUAACUUCUGGUGCAGCUUCUGUAAGUUCGAGUGUGAAGGUAACUUCCAGAUGACGGAACACCUGCAGGGAGCGAACCACCGUGAAGUGAUCGCCGUCAUCAACCGAUCGGUGCCGAUCAUCAUCCGCAAGAUCACGCGCAUCCGGUGUGAGUGUUGUGGGCAAGAGUUCCGAUACAACGCUGAAUUGCGGCGACAUCAGCGACUCCACUGUGUGGCCGUGAGUGAAGAAGCGCAGGAUCAAGUGCGUACGAAGGUGCAGAACACGUUCGCGUGUGAACUGUGCAGUGCGACGUUCCCGAACCGGAUGCGGUUGCUGCAACACGGUCAGAAACUGCACCGACUCGCACACUACUACUGCUCGAUCUGUGAGUGUUCGUUUGGGACGGCACAGGAGUCCCUGCGUCAUCGGCGCACGACGCGUCACAAGGUCAUGUCGGCGAGAAAGCGAUCGAUGGGUAGCAAAGCGAUCGGGUUGCUGCCCAAAAAGUGUUCCGUGUGCGGUGUUCAGGUGUCGGAUGUGUUGGAGCUGAAACAACACAUCGAAAGCGAACACCCGGAAGUGCGUUACAGCUGUCCCCGUUGCGGCGAGUGUUUCGUUCUGCCGCAGGAGCUCGGCAGACACGUACGUGACAAAAAUUGUACAUUUUUCAAUUCCUCCACAUCGCCCGAAACGCCACCGUUCCCGAGACCGUGUGCCACGACGGAUGUGCUCUCGAAUACGGCACCGAGCCCAUCGUCGGCGUCGUCGAGGACACGACACCAGGACACGCCGACAGCGGUUGCACUUCCGGCCGUGGAAACUUCGCCACCAGCACCAUCGUCAUCGUCAUCAGCAACCGGGCCGCAUCUUCCGGGCACAAAUUCAAUUAUCUCGAAUGAUUCAAUUAAAGUAAAUAUGAAUGAUCGUAAACUAGGCAAGGAGACACAUCUGUAUUCUUCCGAGGCGACGGCCACGGCAGCGGCGUUCCUGUCGUCGCUCGACCGGGAAUCGAGUGCCGAACCCGAUUCACCCCCGGUGCGAGCCAGCCUGCGAACGGGCACAGCUGAUGAGCCUGCGAAAGUCGAUAUGAUGGAAAAUUAUUCACCCGCCAGCUCACCACCCACUGCCCACUCACCAGCAUCGCCCGUAGGAUCGUCGUUUGGGAUUAAAUUGGAAGUGUCCUCGCACGGACGGCCACCAAGCGGAUCGCCAGCAUCACCACCACCACCACCGCUAUCGCCAGUGCGCCAGUUUCGCCACCCUUCCGGUGGUCCUUCGCCGGUGGUAUCAAAUUCGGAUUGCGAUAAUAUUGUAGCCGCUCGCAGCCCGCAAGCGUCAGCAGAAAUCUUUUUCGCCAUGGCUAAUAAUGCGUCCGAGAAUAAUACUGUUUACGUUGAUGAAAUUGUUGGCACCAUCGGCGAGGACGAUUCGGUCGUUUGCUGGCAGUGUAAAAUAUGCCCAUUCAGCACCCCAUCGCAGGCCGAAUUUCUGUUUCACGAAAUUUUGCACUCAUCAAAGUUGGAUGACAAAGCAAAGUCGUCCCCAUCGGACCGACCGGGGACGGCGCCGGUGAGGCAGCGCCCGAAAAUCACCUGCCCCCUCUGCGGAAAGCCAUUCUCGAGGGCGUCCCUUCGGUGCCACCUGCGCCAGCACACCGACGAGCGGUUGUACCCGUGCCCGGACUGCCCGAUGGCUUUCACGCGCAAGGCCAAUCUCAAAAAUCACACCGAUAACAUUCACCGGAAACCGGCGCCCUCCGAAGGGCCCGACGGGCUCGGGCAAGGCUCGGAAGUGGCCGGACCCAGCACCGCGAGGACCGUCUGCACGACUUGCGGCAAAACGUUCGCCAAUCGCUACAUCAUGCAACAGCACAGCAAAGUCCAUCACGAGCAGCGAUCCGUCAAGGAGUUUUCCUGCCAGUACGAGGGCUGUCACUAUUUGGCCCGAUCCGCGGCCGAAACCCGCCGCCAUCUGCAGUCACACUCGGACGAACGAAGCUUCGCUUGCGACGACGAAGGAUGCGAUUAUCGAGGAAAAUCCUUGGCUCAGCUGCGCAGACACGCGCUUUAUCGGCACGAGGACCUGAAGAAGAAGUACCGCUGCGAUCAGUGCGAUUUUGCCUCGCACAUUCCCGGACACCUACGGCGUCAUCUUUUGGUGCAUUCCGGAAGCAAACCGUUCGCCUGUCCGCACUGUGAUUACUCGUGCAACAACAUUGAAAACCUCCGAAAGCACGUCAUUUCCACGUCGAAGCACAAGGGCAAGUUUCUGUACGAGUGCAAGUUUUGUCCGCGAUCGAGUGAAGAAGCCAGCUAUGGGACGAACUUUCAGAAGGAGUAUCGAGCGCAUCUGCAGGACGUUCACAAGCUGACGGCGGAGGAGCUGAAGAGUGCCUCGAUAUCGUUGGCAAACGUUUAA